AUGGACACAGAAGGAUUAGCCAAUUACUUACUGCGACAACUAAGUCUAGACGUGGAGGAAAAUAAGCUCGAAGAUCUUCUUCAGCGGCAAAAUCGGGAUGAAGAGCCCACUCAGGAGUAUAGCAAAAAAUUACUAUUGGCAUGUGGGUUUCAAGCAAUUUUGAGGAAAAUCCUGUUGGAUGCUAGGGCAAGGGCAGCAGCAGAAGGUCUAAGGGAAGUUUAUCCCUACCAUGUCGAAACUGCAACACAGGCUUUUUUAGACAGUCAAUGA
Saccharomyces mikatae IFO 1815 is the source of this 270-nucleotide messenger RNA. RefSeq names its product Wip1p (gene WIP1). Lineage: Eukaryota; Fungi; Ascomycota; Saccharomycetes; Saccharomycetales; Saccharomycetaceae. The record is from RefSeq and is a predicted model, not a curated record. The transcript has a single exon. Bases 1 to 270 code for a protein of 89 amino acids.